This is a messenger RNA of Ostrea edulis (European flat oyster), 3831 nucleotides long. Its product is annotated as excitatory amino acid transporter-like. The coding region runs from base 113 to 1705 and encodes 530 amino acids. Lineage: Eukaryota; Metazoa; Mollusca; Bivalvia; Ostreida; Ostreidae. The record is from RefSeq and is a predicted model, not a curated record. Gene Ontology annotation, molecular function: glutamate:sodium symporter activity; neutral L-amino acid transmembrane transporter activity; L-glutamate transmembrane transporter activity. Gene Ontology annotation, cellular component: plasma membrane. Gene Ontology annotation, biological process: L-glutamate transmembrane transport. The transcript has 13 exons.
UUUUUAUUUUGGUAAAAUUGCCCAAGCACAGAUAAAGCUUGAAGUUUCUAUAUAGAUAACGGAACAAAAACAGCAGCUGCUAACAAGCUUUUUUCUUUUGUGUAGAUAUAAUAUGUCGAGAUCAGAUUUAAAGCAAACGUGUCCUGAAAGGGGGGACAAGUCACCUACAAGUAUCGACCAGGAUUUUUGCGAUGAGGCAACAGGAGAAUUGCUUCUGACACAAAAUAAUGGAAAACAACAAGCAUGGAAAUCGAAUAAAAAGCAUUCAAAGUGCUACGAGUUUUUGUCUCGAAAUGGACUGAUUAUCAGUGUGUUGGCCGGGGUGGUAGUUGGAAUAGUCUUUGGGUUGAGUCUUAGAGUGGUGGAACCUUCAGAUGACGCCAUCACUUGGAUCGGUUUACCGGGAGAAAUUUAUAUGCGAUUACUGAAAAUGGCUAUUCUUCCUUUAGUAGUGUCAACUAUUAUCACAGGAACAGCCUCCAUGGAUCCGAGGUCCAACGGUCGGAUAAGCGCUCUAUCCUUUGGUUAUAUCGUAAUCACGAACACAAUAGGUGCUGUCAUCGCCAUAGUAGUCUUCUUGGUUAUUCGACCAGGUCAGGAUAUACAAGUUUCCGACACUGAGUACAGCGAUCUUGUUCAGACAGACAUACAGACCAGCGACAUGUUUGCUGAUAUGAUCAGGAAUUUAUUUCCAGAUAACAUAGUUACUGCAUGUUUCCAAAAGACUCAGACAAAAUACACCCGAACCACUCAAGUCAUCAUGGUGAACGGUACCAACAGUUCUAUCCCGGUUAUCCAUAAAUAUGUUUCCUCUACUGGUGGAUUAAACAUACUAGGGCUUAUCAUUGUUUGCACACUGUUUGGUAUUACCGCUGGCAAGCUAGGGAGACGCGCAGAACCUUUCACUGAGUUCUUUGACACUGUAUCUAUCAUGAUCAUUCAUCUCUUAAACUGGAUCAUUUGGUCAACUCCGGUUGGAGUUGCAAGUCUCAUUGCUAAAGCGUUGCUGAGUGCGAAAGACAUUGAUAAUAUCUUCAGAAGUCUGGGUAUGUUUGUGCUUGCUCAUUCCAUUGGGAUCGUUUUACAUCAACUGGUCCUCAUUCCCAUCGCUUAUUACAUAGCAACAAGGAAGAACCCUCUUGUCUUCCUCAGCACGUGCCUCCGACCCUGGUUAACAGUUUUUGGACCACCAAGCACGGCAAUCGGUAUCCCGGAAAUGCUUAAAACCCUUCAUGAAAAACUACAUGUGGACACCAGAAUUUCCAAUUUUCUUGUACCUGUUGGGGCUACCCUGGAACGUUUAGGGAGCUGUAUAUUCAUCUGUCUAUCGGCAAUGUUUCUGGUUCAGCUGGAAGGAAUAUCACUGGAUGCAUCUAGAAUAUUUUUCAUUGGUUUAUUGUCAACCUUGGGUUCCCUGGCAGUUCCCGCCGUCCCCAGUUCCAGUAUCGUUUCCAUUCUAGUGGUUUUGUCUUCACUGGACGUUCAAGUUCACAAUAUAGGUCUACUGAUGGCUUUGGAAUGGUACAAUGACCGUAUUCGGACUACCAGCAACACAAUGACGAUCAUCGUUGGGGGUGUUAUAAUUGACAGACUCUGCAAAUCUAGUCUGAGAUCGACCGCGUUUCAUAGCUCGAAGGACAAAUGUACCCGGGAAUCAGAGGCCCAGGUGAAAGUUGAGAAUGAAAAAAUGUCCACAAAGUUUUGAAAACAAAGCUCGUGUUUUAUAAAAAGAACCAGAGUGAAAAUGAUUGAAAAUGAAAUAUACUAUUUAUUAGAUUGGUCCAUUUUCUAAUCUGUUUUGUACUGGUAGAUUUGAAAGCCUUUAACCUUGCUCAUCUUCUUGAAAUUACGUUUUAUGACAUAUGGUUUCGAUAAGAACAAAUAUUUCAUAUCAGUCGGGAUCUGAAUCGUUACUGUGUAUGUUUUAUAUUGCUUAACCAGAUAUCCCUGAUUAGAGUCAAAUCAUUAUCAAUCAUUUUACAAUCACAAAAAAUGAUAAUAUAUUUGUGGGAUAAGUAAGUGAUUUCUUAUACGAUUAGAAAGUGAAUAGUUGUAGGAUAAGUGAGUGAUUACUUGUGGGAUAAGUGAGUGAUUACUUGUAGGGUAAAUAAGUGAUUUCUUAUUAGAUUAGUAAGCGAUUGUGGGAUAUUUGAAUGAUUAUUUGUGGUAUAAGAGAGUGGUUAUUUGUUAAAUAAGUACUUCUAAGCGAUUACCCGUAGGUUAAGUGAGUGAUUACAUUUUGGAUAAGUGAGCGAUUAUGUGUUUGAUAAGUGAAUGAUUACAUGUUGGAUAAGUGAAUGAUUACAUGUUGGAUAAGUGAGCGAUUAUGUGUUUGAUAAGUGAAUGAUUACAUGUUGGAUAAGUGAGCGAUUAUGUGUUUGAUAAGUGAAUGAUUACAUGUUGGAUAAGUGAGCGAUUAUGUGUUUGAUAAGUGAAUGAUUACAUGUUGAAUAAGUGAAUGAUUACAUGUUGGAUAAGUGAGCGAUUAUGUGUUUGAUAAGUGAAUGAUUACAUGUUGAAUAAGUGAAUGAUUACAUGUUGGAAAAGUGCGUUGUUGCUUCUUGGAUAUGUGAGCGAUUGCUCAUACUCGUAUAAUUAUAGUUUUGAAAGCUGUAUUUGAAAUACAUAUACUUAAAUGUAUCCCAUACAUACAAUAUGUCACUUGGAUACCUUAACACCUUGCACUGGUUUGAUGAUUAUAAAUAUUUGCUUUUCGUCUCCAAUAAGUGUGAUAAUUUUGAUGUUGAUUAGACUUGAAUUACGUAGUUAUUGCAUGUACAACAUGUCUGUGUAUGUCUGUAAUACUUUCUAUUUAUUUCGGACGGCAUUUAAGAUCGUAUAAAGUCAAUAUUUUGAUGUUUCACAUGUUUACCUUUCACUGUUACGUGUAAUUCAGUACACCCGCCAUUUUGUCAGUCUUCUCGAACGUUAUUUGUUUUGGGUUGUUGUUUUUUUUUUUUUUUGUGGAAUUUCAUUGCGUAUGAAGCGUAAUGCUGACUUAUCACAUUGAGCGUUUAUUUUUAGUAUUCUAUUGGUUUGACAGCCUUAUAUAAAUCGUGAUACUGGAGAGAUUGGUUCUUAUGUUGCUGGGGUCGGUCUUUUGCAUUUAUGAAGAACUGUGUGUUCGUUUCUAUUCAUUUACGUAGAGUAGUGUCAACAUGCAGUGAGUAAAACAAACACAUAGAGUUAGGGAACGGUUUUUAGGAAAUAUAUUUUUCUUCACAAAAUGUAGAUAUCCUAUCAGAGUUGAGAUUUACUUCGGUUCAGAGUAGAAUUGAAUAUCCCUUACCUGAACAUUUUUCAUAGUUAGUAGUUAUAUAUUUAGACAAACUCAACAUUCUACAUGUAAGGUGAAGAUAACGAACAGUGAUCAAUCUCAUAACUCCCACAAGCAAUACAAAAUAGAUAGUUGGGCAAACACGGACCCCCGGACACACCAGAGGUGGGAUCAGGUGCCUAGGAGGAGUAAGCAUCCCCUGUUGACCGGUCACACCCGCCGUGAGCCCUAUAUUCCUGAUCAGGUAAACGGAGUUAUCCACAGUCAAAAUACUUUAUUUAAAACUGCAUUACUUUGAGGUGUGUGUAGGGGUGGGUGGGGCGCUGGUGUAGUACAUUGUAUGUUUUCGACAGUAUAUAGAAGCUCGUUAGUGUCCUAACUUUAGACUUGUCUUAUUACGGGACAUAUUUUUCGUAAUUCUGGUCUUUUAUUUUGGGUAAAUCUUACAUUCCUCCCUGGUUAUAUUCAUUCAUUUUUCAUGGGGAAACUUAUUAUUUGUUAUCAACUAUUCUUAAACCAUAUGUAUCUAUGUUAUAAUAAAUUCAUAAACUUUA